This is a messenger RNA of Setaria italica (foxtail millet), 2213 nucleotides long. Its product is annotated as xyloglucan galactosyltransferase KATAMARI1 homolog. The record is from RefSeq and is a predicted model, not a curated record. The coding region runs from base 112 to 1956 and encodes 614 amino acids. Gene Ontology annotation, molecular function: glycosyltransferase activity. Lineage: Eukaryota; Viridiplantae; Streptophyta; Magnoliopsida; Poales; Poaceae. The transcript has a single exon.
AUCCCUCGCGAGCCUCAGCCAGCUCCCGCGGGUCGCUCCACUGACCUGCCAGUGCCAGUGCCCCGGCUCGACGUCGCGCCACCUACAGGUCUGCUGUCAGGGUGAGGCGGCAUGAAGCGGCACAACGCGGGCGACCUGCCGCUGUCGGCGCCGGCGGGCGACGGCAGCGGCGGCAAGCGGGCGGUGGAGAAGGAGGAGGAGGCGGAGGACAAGAUGGACAAGUACGACAAGGGCCGGAUCCGCUGCUCCCGGCUCUGCUUCCUCUUCGCGCUCGCCGCCACCGUCUCCAUCCUCGCGCGCCACUGCUACGCCGCCGGCCUUGGCCGUGGCGGCAACGCCGGCGUGGUGCGCAUUGAGGCCGUGCACGCUUCGCCACCGCCGCCGUCGGUGCGUCAAGAUCGGAAGAUAGUUCCGAUCGCUCGGCGCGAGCCGUCGGUCUCCGAUCACUCCCCAUCGGCUCCUGUGGACGCCGGCGAUGAUGCGUCGUGGAAGCCUUCGGCGUCGGAACCGGCUGCGUCUGACAAUGGAGGCAAGACGACGUCGUCGAAGGAGAAGCACUCGCCCUCGCCGCCUCGCGGCAGCAAGUACGGCGGCCGCCCCUUCGCCCGCGCCCUGGCGUCGGCGGACAACAAGAACGACCUGUGCGGCGGGCAGUACAUCUACGUGCAGGAGCUGCCGGCCCGCUUUAACAAGGACAUGGUCCAGCACUGCGACAAGCUCUCGCCGUGGACGGACAUGUGCAGGUACACGACCAACGGCGGCUUCGGCCCGCUGCUCCGCGGCGGCAAGGGCGCGUUCCAGGGCACAGGCGCCGGCUGGUACGACACCGACGAGCACGCGCUGGACAUCAUCUUCCACGAGCGGAUCAAGCGGUACGAGUGCCUCACCGACGACCCUUCCCUCGCCGCCGCCGUCUUCGUGCCGUUCUACGCCGGCCUCGACGUCGCGCGGCACCUCUGGGGAAACAACGUCUCCGCGCGGGACGAGCUGGCGCUGGACCUGGCGCACCACAUCGCCGGGCGCCCCGAGUGGCGCGCCAUGGGCGGCCGCGACCACUUCUUCGUCGCCGGCCGCACCACAUGGGACUUCCGGCGGAAGGCCGACGGCCAGGCCGAGUGGGGGAGCAAGCUCCUCAACCUCCCCGCCGCACAAAACAUGACGGCGCUAGUCGUGGAGGCCAGCCCGUGGCACCUCAACGACGUCGCCAUCCCCUACCCGACGGCGUUCCACCCGGCGAGCGACGAGGACCUCUUCUUCUGGCAGGACCGGGUGCGCGCGCUCAACCGCACCCACCUCUUCUCCUUCGCCGGCGUGGCGCGGCCCGGCGACGCCAAGUCUAUCGAGGGCCGCCUCGUCGACCAGUGCAAGGAGUCGCCGGCCUGCGCGCUCAUGGAGUGCAGCACCACGGGCCCGGACAACAAGUGCGAGUCGCCGGCGAGCGUCAUGAGGCUGUUCCAGAGCUCGACGUUCUGCCUCCUGCCGCGGGCCGGCACCGACACCAGCCGCCCCGCCUUCGACGCCGUGCUCGCCGGCUGCAUCCCGGUGUUCUUCCACCCCGCCUCGGCGUACGUGCAGUACAGCUGGCACCUGCCCAAGAGCCAUACCGACUACUCGGUGUACAUCCCCGAGGAGGACGUGCGCAGCAAGAACGCGAGCGUGGAGGAGAGGCUCCGGAAAAUUCCGCCGGAAGUGGUCGGGAAGAUGAGAGACGCCGUCGUCGGCCUGAUCCCGUCGGUGACCUACAGCGACGCGACGUCGCGGCUCGAGACGACUGUGAAGGACGCGUUCGACAUCGCCGUGGCGGCCGUGAUCAGCAAGGUGACGAAGCUCAGGAGAGGCAUCGUGGACGGUCGACCGGAGGAGGAGAAGAUAGAGAGGUACAGUUGGAAGUACCCGUUGUUGGGAGAAGGGCAGAAGGCUGAGGACCCUCACGAAUGGGAUCCCCUAUUCAAUUAGUUCGUCAUCAUUGCACCAUUUUGCGUGACAUUGUUUGGUGAAGAAUUUAGGGUCGUUUGGAACGCUGAGAAUUUUUUCCCUCCUGGUUUCUAGUGGAAUUGAGCUAUUUCUUCAUGUAAAUUCCUGCAUUCCAAGCAUGCUCUUAUUGUUUUUUUCUCGAACGUCGAAGAGAGUUGUGAUCAUUUGUAGUAUUAGUGAGGAGAAAAAGUUUGUGUUAUUACAAGCAGAUGGUUUGUAGCCUUGUGGGCAUACCAAGA